GGUCCCUGCACAGGGCUCCUCUCCUUCCUGAUGUCUCUGCUGGUCUCACUUCCGGGAGGGAAUCAGGCCAUGACUUGGAUCCUGCUUCUGCUGAUGUCAGCUGCAUGUCUGCAAGCUGGUAACUCUGCAGGAUCUAACAGAGUAAAUGCCUUUGGGGUCAACCAACCAGCACAUCUCUCUGGUGUCCAGGGCAGCUCCAUCGAGAUCCCCUUCUCCUUCUACUUUCCCUGGGAGUUGGCAGAGGAUCCACACAUGAGGAUUCUCUGGAAAUGGGAGAAAUUCCAUGGGGAAUUUAUCUACAACUCCACGCCACCUUUCAUACAUAAACAUUUCAAGAACAGGCUCAUCCUGAACUGGACACAGCCUCAGACAUCCGGAGUCCUCAGAAUCCUGGACUUGGAGGAGAAGGACCAGACCGUGUACUUCUGCCGAGUUUCUCUGAACACAAGAUAUGGCGUGGAGGUGUGGCAGUCUAAGAAAGGAACCCACCUCACCAUCACUCCUGCCCCCAGGACCACCUCUCCAAGCCCCACCUCUGCAACUUCUGCACUCACCAGAACUGAACUCACCAGAACUGCACUCACAGCCACAGAAGGGAAGAAGAGCGGGAAGAAUCAGAUCCUGGGUCUGGGAACCAGAGUUGGGUUGGCAGUGGCUGCUGCUGUACUCCUGGCUGGGGUUUUGGGAUUGAUAGUGUUCCUCGGGUGGAGGAGAAGGAAAGGACAGAGGACUAAAGCCAAAACCCCAGCCAGGGACCUCAUUGAAAACACUGACAAUGUUGAACCUGAAGGUCAAUAUAUGGACCUCAAAGUGAACCCCAAGGAUAACAACAUCGUGUAUGCCUCCAUUGCCCACUCAAGCCCAGCCUCCCCAGGAACACCACCCUGCCAGCCCGUCCAUGGGAACCCCCAGGAAGAGACUGUGUACUCAAUCGUAAAGACCAAAUGAGUGGGUCUGGGUGACGAUCUCAGAGUCGCCUGUGUUUCUAGUGGGAAGACUCCCAGCUUCCACAGAUACCCACAGCCAGAGACAACAUCUCAUGGGUCCCUGAUACCCAUGGCCAGAGACAGAAAUCCACACAUCAGGGCGUUUG
Peromyscus maniculatus bairdii (prairie deer mouse) is the source of this 1093-nucleotide messenger RNA. NCBI's taxonomy places the organism in Eukaryota, Metazoa, Chordata, Mammalia, Rodentia, Cricetidae. The record is from RefSeq and is a predicted model, not a curated record.